Messenger RNA from Asparagus officinalis (garden asparagus), 1096 nucleotides. RefSeq lists its product as uncharacterized. Lineage: Eukaryota; Viridiplantae; Streptophyta; Magnoliopsida; Asparagales; Asparagaceae. The record is from RefSeq and is a predicted model, not a curated record. The transcript is spliced from 4 exons. Bases 1 to 792 code for a protein of 263 amino acids.
AUGGCGCCGAAGGUGAAGAGGGUCGCCUCUAAGAAAAGGAAAGAACCUUCUUCCUCGGGCGCUGCUGAGGCUUCUGCGGCCGAAGAUCGAGGGGAGGUGCCGACUGCCGAGGAGCCUGCGGCCGAGCCUAUCUUGAUUUCAGAUGACGAUUCUGAAGAUGACCCAGUUUCCAGCAUCAAAUAUUUUAGCUUGUUCUUCUGUUCUGGUUGCCAGUCCAACUGCCUUCUAUCUCACACUGUUGUUAUUGUGCUACUCUUGACAGAAAUAACAGAUGACGAAUCUGAUUAUGAAAUUGAGUAUGAGGUUUUAUCUGGAGGUUUAGAUGAGCCAUGGGAAUACGUUGGUGUUUCUCACGAUGAUAUCCCGUCAACUAGCAAGGAGGUCGGAUUCAGCGAAGGACAAAUCACAUUAAGAGACACCCAAGAUCUAAAACAUGAAAUUGUUGGUGAUGAUAAAGCUAAAGUCGAUAUCUUAGACUCCAAAGCUAACGUCGGUGCAUCAGAUUCUCAUCCCAAUGGAAAAGAUCACGAGAAGCACGAAAGUGAUAUGUCAACCUCUGAAGUUGAAGUACAAGAGAAUUCUGGAGUUGAUGCCGCGGUUAGUGUUGAACCUGACGAGGAUUCUUGCUACGGUCACGAAGAUUUGGAGAGGCUGAUGUGUGAAAUUGGAGGCAUGAGAGCCAAUUUGAGGUUGAUGCCAGAUUUCCAGAGGAGAGAAAUGGCGGCAAAGCUGGCCAUGAAAAUGGCUGCUAUGUUCGUAGAGUGCAGUGAUGAAGAUGAAAGUUUAGAAUAAGUAGUAGGUUGAAGAUGGGGAUCCCUUUUCGCAUUUCAGCAGUCAAUACCUACAAAGAAUUGAAGGAGCCAACUUAGUCCUUCAAGUGCCCAACUUGACUAGACAUAUCAGUCUCCUCACCUUAAUAUGAUUGCUCCGCUGUAUAAGUUAUUCCAUAUUGUGUGUCAUACAACAUGUUGAGCAGCAGUUUUCUAGCUGGUAGCUCAGCGAGCUUUCGUAUGAGUUUGUACUAAAGAGGCAUUGCUAUUUGUUAAAUUCAUUUCUCUGUAUAUAACGGGUGAUAUGUCAAUUUUUUGAGGUUGCA